GUACUGGUUUAGUGAUAAACCUGGGUAACUCAGUAAAUUAUAUGACGCACAAAUAGUUUCAGAUUACAAUCAGAGAAUGUCUAAUAAGGGCUACAAUGAACAGUGAAUGCUGAUUAUUUCUGUAAACUGCUUCAGUAGAGGGCAGGGCAGCAUUGCACCACGCACUCAUGAAGAGCGGAGCCGUACACUUUUGAACGCUGUUUGAGUGUCUGGUGCACGUGCCUCUGAGGGAAUCUAAAGGGUUGAUUACAGUUUGUUUUACUUCGAUAACGUUACCUAAACCAGUCCGGAUAAGUGUUCGUCAUUUCACCAUCUGAUUCACUCGCUCUCCCUCUCAAGAAAACCCAGGUCGCUGAAUUUUUACUUGGACUUUUGCGCUGACGUUGCUGUUCCGGGUUAAAACUAGACGUCGUUGUAUGUUGAGCGGUGGUUGGAAAUUCAUGCGAUAAUAUCAAGUGACUACUGAGGACUCCUUACUUGACAUCAUUUCUGGAGGAAAGCCUCAAGCUACUUCAGUCGAAAGCGGUCACGAGUUAAGUCAUAUUGAGCGGAUUUUCAACUGGGGGCGCCACCUUGGAGCAGGUGUGACCUCAGCAUGUGGGAGGAGCAGCAGCGUGGGAUCCGGGUCACGCAGGCCGAGCUUCUCUGCAAGGAUGGCUGCGGUUUCUACGGCAACUCUGCCUGGCAGGGCUACUGCUCUAAGUGCUGGCGGGAGAAGACCCGCAAACCUGAAGUGGACGGAAGACAGGAUCAUGGCUCCCAAAGCAUUUCAGGCUCUCCUAUCACAUUCUCCAAGUUUGAGGAUAAGAAAAGUGCAGAGGCCAGCCGACGGACCAGCACCAUGAAGAGGCUCUUCUGGGGGACUCCGUCUCCUCCCAAACGCCCAGAGGGGUCAGAGGGCCAGCUGGAGGCGCUGCAGGGCUUUGAGACUCUGGAGCCUGGAGAUUUCACCAGCUUCCUGAAGCUGCUGCGGAGCCCCUCUUCCCAGCGUCUACAGUCCAGAUGCUCUGCCUUCCUCAACACGAUGGAGGCCUACCAUGACUUGCACGUGGAGAAACAGUCAGACCUGGUUCAGGAGUUUUAUCAGAACAUCACUCUUCACUUCAGCAGUCUGUCUGAAGCACAGAUAGCUCAUGUGAUGGAGCACAUGGAGAAGCUGAUCAUGACACGACUACAUAAAUGGGUCUUCUGCCAUGACAGCAGUGAUGAUGAGCAGAGAGACCUGGCACUACAGAGAAGGAUAAAGUCGCUGAAUUGGGUAACCCCUCAGAUGCUGCGCGUUCCAUUCCCUGAUGAAGGCCCUGAUGUCAGUGACCCUUACCUGCAUGCCAUUACAGCCAUCAUUGAAAUGGAUGCCAAGCGUGCGCCUCAGGACAAGCUCACCUGUGUCUCCAGAUGCUCCCAGAAUGUCUUCCAGGUGCUGGCCUCGUCCAGCAGCAAGCCAGCAUGCGCAGACGACUUCCUGUCGGCCUUGAUCUAUGUAGUGCUGAGUGCCAACCCGCCGCGGCUGCACUCCAACAUGCAGUACAUCAUCCGCUUCGGCCUGCCUCACAGCAUCAGGAGUGGCGAGACAGGCUACUACUUCACCAAUCUGUCGUGCUCAGUGGCCUUCAUAGAGAAGCUGGAUGCAGCGGCAUUGAACCUGAGCCCAGAGGAAUUCCAGCACUUUAUGCAGGGUCGCCAACAACACGCCCGCAACUACGCUGCCAUACCAGCCGUCUGCAGCGAGGCCCCCCAGCCGCCAGGAGACAACAGCGGGGCCCAGCAACGGGGGCAGGAGGUCCGGGCCCGGCUGGAGGAGCUGAAGGGCCGGCAGGAGCACGUGCAGCAGGGGGCGCUCUCCCUUCAGGAGCAGCUGCAGCGCUGGGUGCGGGACGUCCACCUGCAGCUGGACCGGGUCUGCACGGCGCAGCGGGAUGACCUCACGGCUACCGAAGUGCUCGCUGACGAUGACGCCGAGGAAAAGGACAUCCCAGGCUAUCGAGAGGUGCUGGUAUUUCAGGAGGAGGGGGCAGAUGACGCAUGCAGAAAGGAGACUGACUGUUGAAAUGAGAAGUAGGGGGUGUGUUUAGAGAAAGGGGUGAAAUCUCUCAACCCUAGUUUGGACAGGACAGAUGGAUAUGGCCUGAGACAGAGGUUUGACUUUUUUUUUUCCCCUGUAGGAUGGUCCAGAACAGGUGUCUUGAGAUACUUUACAGACA
Messenger RNA from Alosa sapidissima (American shad), 2201 nucleotides. Its product is annotated as rab5 GDP/GTP exchange factor-like. Gene Ontology annotation, cellular component: cytosol; endocytic vesicle. The record is from RefSeq and is a predicted model, not a curated record. The transcript has 10 exons. Gene Ontology annotation, biological process: vesicle-mediated transport. Gene Ontology annotation, molecular function: zinc ion binding; guanyl-nucleotide exchange factor activity; small GTPase binding. Lineage: Eukaryota; Metazoa; Chordata; Actinopteri; Clupeiformes; Clupeidae. Bases 596 to 2047 code for a protein of 483 amino acids.